GUUCGGAGCUUUAUUAUCGCCGCCGUCGUUACGGCGCACCCGUAUCGCAGCUUUCGCCGCCGCCGCCGCCGUCUCGUGUCGCUUCCUACGUCCGUCGUCGUCGAUGCCACCGUCCGACGGCAGCAGCACCAACAACAACAACAACAACAACAACGCGUCCGACACCGCUGGCCCUUAUCGCUGCCGCUGACUCCGCUGCGCUCGCAGUGGUCAGUCGCACCGCCGAGUGCACGUUCGCCCCGCACGGCCGUCGCCGUUGCCGUCGUCGUAGCCGUUCUCGUCGUAGCCGUUUUCGUCGUCGUCGUCGUCGUCGCCGCCGCCGUUAUCGUCGCGCCGCCGUCAUUUUCCACUGCCGUCGCCGCUUUUGUGUUAUCGAACGGCGGCCGCACCUCAUCACGCUCGCAAAGCUAUUAUCACUCAGGUCCUUGUUCAUAAUCAGAAAACAUCGUAGCUGACACAAAUAUGUCCCUCCUCAACGUUAAAGUAAAAAUGGCUCGUUAUGUUGGAGACCAAGCGCCACAAUUCAGCACAUAUGCCACGUUAAAACUACAAAAUGUUAAGUGUACUACUGUCACAGUCAAAGGAGCAAAUCCUUGUUGGCAACAAGACUUUCUAUUUGAAACGAACGACGUCAAUACAGGUCUGUUGGUGGAAGUGUGGCGCAGAGGGUUUCUCUUGGACUACGCGAUAGGAUAUCAUAUGGUCAGCUUACCAACAGUGCGCUACUCCAAUGAGGAUGGCGAAGGAGAUUGGGUUUCGCUAGAUGCUGAACUCGAAAUGAGCGACGGAGAAGUGACCGGAACCAGGUGUCCGACAGGACAUUAUCUAUUAAUAGAUGCUAGGUUCGAACUACCUUUUGGCCCUUACGAUCCACCGACUGGUUGGAAAGAAAUCUUAGGAGAGCUGGAUAAUUCCAACACAGCUCCGCCGAGCGCCAUUGCAUCAGGAGACAAUGAUGAAAUCUGUGAUAUCGUGGAUUACCAGAAAAAAUUUGAAAUCCUGAACACUUUCGAACAGGAUUCGAGGUCCGAAGACGUUUCGGCACAAUUUCAAUAUUAUGGGCAGUCAGCUGGUAAUUCGGAAGAUAGUGAUUAUACAAGUGAUUUUAACUAUCCAAUAUGUCAGCAACAAGCAAAUUCCUCAGCCUCUCAAUUUAGAAACCUUGCCGAUCAAUUAGAAAUGAGUCCUUGCAGUAGUCCAGAUCAUCCAAGUACAAAAAACUCUGUGGGUAAUCAACAUUUAUAUGACUCUCAAAGAUAUGAAGAAAGGAGAGUUCCAGAAGAUGAUCUAUAUUAUAACAGUAGGCCAAACAAUUAUAAAGACCACAAAAGACGAAAAAAUGACUAUAAAAUAGGAACUAGUGAAUGGUAUGAUGAAGGGUCUUCAACAACAUUCCUCAACCAAGAACAAUUUCCCACUUCUUCCAGACAUUCUUGUAAAAAGCAUAUUUCUAAAUACCAUCAACGAAAGACAAAUAAAAAUCGAAGGUCAAGUUUGGAAAGACAACCAACUUUGUAUCGACCGACUUACUAUGAAGAAUAUUAUGAUAAUGGGGACCAAUUUGAACCUUAUGACAAUAAACAGUGA
Diuraphis noxia (Russian wheat aphid) is the source of this 1587-nucleotide messenger RNA. It is a transcript of the gene unc-13, whose product is annotated as protein unc13 homolog. The record is from RefSeq and is a predicted model, not a curated record. Gene Ontology annotation, biological process: dense core granule priming; presynaptic dense core vesicle exocytosis; synaptic vesicle priming. Lineage: Eukaryota; Metazoa; Arthropoda; Insecta; Hemiptera; Aphididae. Gene Ontology annotation, cellular component: terminal bouton; synaptic vesicle membrane; plasma membrane. Gene Ontology annotation, molecular function: diacylglycerol binding; calmodulin binding; phospholipid binding.